Molecule: messenger RNA, 3426 nt
Organism: Eruca vesicaria subsp. sativa (arugula)
Lineage: Eukaryota; Viridiplantae; Streptophyta; Magnoliopsida; Brassicales; Brassicaceae
Source: the annotation of a GenBank genome assembly
AUGUCGAACACACCAGAGAACGGCGACGGAGAAUCGAUCACCACAGGCUUGUUCCCCCUUUUCCCUACUCCGUCAAACUCCGUCUCAACUAUCUCAACUGCUCCUCAAUGGCUUCGCAACGCCAGCUUCACGACGGAUCUCUCCGUAAUCGACGCCGCAGCUUCUACAGCUCCUCCUUCCCUAUCCGACGCCGAGGCUAGCGAAGAAGACGAAGAAAGAGAUGCUUAUAGAAACAACACUGAAUCCGUACAUCCUAGGGUUUACAAUUUGAUCGAAGAAGAAGAAGAAGGAUCCGAGGAGUCUGAUGAGGACAAGGUAAAGAAGAAAAAGAGGGAUAAAAAGAAGAAACUGAAGAUUAAUGAUUCUGAUGAAUACUAUACGAAGCCUGUCAAGGAUUAUUACUUGGACACGCGUCCUGAUCCUGAUAAUCUUGCUUAUGGUUCCAUUUACAGGAUGAAUGUUCCUCGUUAUAAGCUUGAUAGCUCUCAGAGAGGUUCUGAGUUAGGUUCUAUGAAGCUUUAUUUAAGGAAUAGGCGUGGCUCUAUGCUUGAUGCAGAGAUUGAUGUUAGUUCUUUAGACGGGAAAGCAAAGUCUGAUAACAGAUACUGGUAUGCAAAGCAUGCAGCCAUGGAGCGGAACAAGAAUUUCAAGCGGAUUCGUUUGUCUGCUUCUAGAGAGGCUGUUGAUUCGUCUUUUGAUCGUUUUAUUCCACUGGAGGAAGAAGGUGAAACAGUUCAAGAAAGUGAAGAGGAAGAUGUUUUAUCUGAAGUGGGAAUAUCGUGGGAGGAUGAGGUGUUGAAUAAGACCCGAGAGUUUAAUAGACAGACAAGGGAACGUCCUCAUGAUGAAAAGGCGUGGCUGGCGUUUGCUGAGUUUCAAGAUAAGGUUUCAAGUAUGCAGUCUCAGAAGGGAGUUCGCUUGCAGACUUUGGAGAAGAAGAUUAGUAUACUUGAGAAGGCUGUUGAAUUGAAUCCAGAUAGUGAAGAAGUGUUGCUUGCGCUUCUCAGGGCGUACCGAAGCAGAGACAGCGCAGAUGUACUGAUCAGUAGGUGGGAAAAGGCACUAAUGCAGAACUCCUCAAGCUACAAGUUGUGGAGGGAGUUUCUACGUGUUGUUCAAGGGGAGUUCUCCAGAUUUAAAGUAUCAGAAGUGAGGAAGAUGUAUUCUUACGCAAUUCAGGCACUCUUUUCUGCUUGCAGCCAGCGACAUAGGCAGAUGGAUGCAACAUCUGAACCAUUGGAUUCUUCUCUUAUCCAGCAGGAACUCGUUCUAGUCGAUAUGCUAGUUAGCCUCUGCAGGUUUGAAUGGCAGGCUGGAUACCAAGAGCUGGCCACAGCUUUAUUUCAAGCUGAAAUGGAAUAUAGCAUCUUUUCUCCAUCUUUGUUGCUAAGUGAACAGAGUAAAUUAAGAUUGUUUGAGCACUUUUGGAGCAGUAAUGGUGCUAGAGUUGGAGAAGAAGGAGCUUUUGGAUGGUCGUUGUGGUUGGAGAAAGAGGAGGAACACAGGCAGAAAAUGUUAAAAGAGGAAUCUUCUGUUGACAAUGACGUAGGCGGUUGGACAGGUUGGACAGAGAAAUUGUCAGAUAAGAAAGAAGACAAUAAUUUUGCUUCAGCUAACACUGGAGAAGGUGAUGUUAACGGGGAAGGCCUGGACGAAGAAAUGGAAGACGAGAAUGGCAUACCUGAAGAUGACACUGAAGCUAUGUUAAAGCUAUUAGGCAUUGAUGUCAAUGCUGCGGCCAGUGACGAGGUUAAAGAUGCUUCAACAUGGGUCAAAUGGUUUGAAGAAGAGGUUUCUCGAGAUCAAAAUCAAUGGAUGCCUACUCGGAAAGCCGGUGAAUUCUCAAGUGUUGAUGAAAUGGGCGAGAGAGAAGAUGAAGAGCAACUCUCAAGCCUUGUACUAUAUGAAGAUAUAAAUGGAUAUUUAUUUUCAUUACGUUCAAAGGAGGCUCGCUUAUCUCUGGUAUAUCAGUUCGUUGAUUUCUUCGGUGCACAUAUCUCCCCAUGGACUUCAAGCAACAGUUUGUGGUGGACUGAGAAAUUAAAUAGUCUUGAAACAUUGCCAGAUUCUAUGCUAGAAAAUUUGAGAAAUGUUCAUGAGUCUUUGUCGAAAUCAGAUGGUGCCAACGAUUUCAGCUUGGGAUCUCUUUUAGGUGGCAGCAAUGACAUAUCUAUGCGGACCGAGAUGAUGAAGUUUCUCCGCAAUGCCAUCUUGCUUUGUCUGAAUGUUUUUCCACGAAAUUACAUUUUGGAAGAAGCUGUGCUUGUUGCAGAAGAGCUAUUUGUAACGAACAUGAAAACAUGCGAAGUCGCUACUACCCCAUGCCAAGCUUUGGCCAAACGUCUCCUUAAAAGUGACCGGCAGGAUCUACUACUUUGUGGAGUUUAUGCCCAACGAGAAGCUGCUUCUGGAAAUAUGAAACAUGCAAGACGAAUCUUUGACAUGGCACUGACUUCUAUAUGUGGCCUCCCUAAGGAACUACAGGAUAACGCUCCAUUGCUAUAUUUAUGGUAUGCCGAAUCAGAAAUAGCCAAUAGUAGUGGCAGCGGUCUGGAAACAGAAUCGUCAUCUCGUGCUUUGCACAUUCUGUGCUAUCUGGGAAGUGGUCUAGCUUAUGUUCCUUAUAGUUCCCAGCCUUCAAGCAUGCAAAUUCUUAGAGCACGGCAGGGGUUCAGAGAGAAGCUUAAGACGAUACAAUCAAUAUGGUCCCAUGGUGUCACAGAUGAUCAGUCAGCAGCGCUUGUUUGUUCGGCAGCUCUAUUUGAGGAGUUAACAAAUGACCUUUCUGGUGCUGUUGAGAUCUUGGAGCACAUGUUCAGUUCUGUUCUUCCAGGAAGAAGAAGUCAAAGUCAUCAACUUGAAAACUUGUUCAAUUAUUACGUGAGAAUGCUUCAGAGACAUCAGGACGACCUAACUUUGUCAAAACUGUGGAAGCCCAUAUCACAGGGAAUGCAACUGUAUCCUCUAAGUCCUGAGCUUUAUCGAGCUAUGAUAGACAUCUGUAAUCACCGUAUGACAUCCCAUAGAUUGAGAAUGAUGUUUGAUGACUACUCCCGCAAAAACCCAUCCGUAGUUGUUUGGCUAUUUGCGCUUUCUUAUGAAUUGAGUAGAGGAGGAUCCCUACACAGAAUCCGUGGAUUGUUUGAGAGGGCAUUGGCACAAGAUACAUUAAACAACUCGGUGAUUUUAUGGCGUUGCUACAUUGCAUAUGAAAUCGACAUUGCACACAAUCCAUCAGCAGCUAGAAGGGUUUACUUCCGUGCUAUAAAUGCUUGCCCAUGGUCGAAGAAACUAUGGCUGGAUGGGUUUGGGAAGCUGAGCUCAGUCCUGACGGCGAAAGAGAUGUCAGAUCUACAAGAAGUGAUGCGGGACAAGGAACUUAACAUUAGGACAGACAUCUACGAGAUUCUUCUUUUGCAGGGUUAA